Messenger RNA from Balaenoptera ricei (Rice's whale), 2503 nucleotides. It is a transcript of the gene MUC1, whose product is annotated as mucin 1, cell surface associated. Bases 123 to 2183 code for a protein of 686 amino acids. Gene Ontology annotation, cellular component: apical plasma membrane. Lineage: Eukaryota; Metazoa; Chordata; Mammalia; Artiodactyla; Balaenopteridae. The record is from RefSeq and is a predicted model, not a curated record. The transcript is spliced from 7 exons.
CUGGCUGAGCCUAGGGCGGGCGGGGGACCGGUAUAAAGCAGCAGGCGCCUGUGCCUGCUCCACCUCGUGCACACUGCCUGCCUGAGUCUGUUCUGCCCCCUCCCCACCACUUGGCCACCACCAUGACACCGGACAUCCAGGCCCCUUUCUUCUUCCUGCUGCUGCUAUUCCAAGUGCUUACAGUCUCUGGUACAAGCAGCAGCAGUACACAGGCUUUAAGUGACCAAAGCACCUCACCCCGGGCCACCAGUGGCACCUCAUCUCCGACCACCAGCCCUGCCUCAGGCUCGGCUGCCCCUUCGGUCCACGGUGGCAUCUCACCCCGGGCCACCAGUGGCGCCUCAUCUCCGAGCGCCAGCCCUGCCUCAGGCUCGGCUGCCCCUUCGAUCCACGGUGGCACCUCACCCCGGGCCACCAGUGGCGCCUCAUCUCCGAGCGCCAGCCCUGCCUCAGGCUCGGCUGCCCCUUCGGCCCACGGUGGCACCUCACCCCGGGCCACCAGUGGCGCCUCAUCUCCGAGCACCAGCCCUGCCUCAGGCUCGGCUGCCCCUUCGGUCCACGGUGGCACCUCACCCCGGGCCACCAGUGGCGCCUCAUCUCCGAGCACCAGCCCUGCCUCAGGCUCGGCUGCCCCUUCCGUCCACGGUGGCACCUCACCCCGGGCCACCAGUGGCGCCUCAUCUCCGACCACCAGCCCUGCCUCAGGCUCGGCUGCCCCUUCGGCCCACGGUGGCACCUCACCCCGGGCCACCAGUGGCGCCUCAUCUCCGAGCACCAGCCCUGCCUCAGGCUCGGCUGCCCCUUCCGUCCACGGUGGCACCUCACCCCGGGCCACCAGUGGCGCCUCAUCUCCGACCACCAGCCCUGCCUCAGGCUCGGCUGCCCCUUCGGCCCACGGUGGCACCUCACCCCGGGCCACCAGUGGCGCCUCAUCUCCGACCACCAGCCCUGCCUCAGGCUCGGCUGCCCCUCCGGUCCACGGUGGCACCUCACCCCGGGCCACCAGUGGCGCCUCAUCUCCGAGCACCAGCCCUGCCUCAGGCUCGGCUGCCCCUCCGGUCCACGGUGGCACCUCACCCCGGGCCACCAGUGGCGCCUCGUCUCCGAGCACCAGCCCUGCCUCAGGCUCGGCUGCCCCUCCGGUCCACGGUGGCACCUCACCCCGGGCCACCAGUGGCGCCUCGUCUCCGAGCACCAGCCCUGCCUCAGGCUCGGCUGCCCCUCCGGUCCACGGUGGCACCUCACCCCGGGCCACCAGUGGCGCCUCGUCUCUGACCACCAGCCCUGCCUCAGGCUCGGCUGCCCCUCCGGCCCACGGUGGCACCUCACCCCGGGCCACCAGUGGCGCCUCGUCUCCGAGCACCAGCCCUGCCUCAGGCUCGGCUGCCCCUUCUGUCCACGGUGGCACCUCACCCCGGGCCACCAGUGGAGCCUCAUCUCCGAGCACCAGCCACAUUACCAGGACAAUUGCCAGCAGCACUAACCAGAGCAUAGUACCUCCGACCUCCUCCAGUCAUGAGACUUCUCAGCAGUUGCCUAUUAGGGUCUCCCUGUUCUUCCUGUCUUUUCACAUUACGAACCUCCAGUUUAACUCUUCCCUGGAAAAUCCCAGCACCAGCUACUACCAGAAGCUGCAGAGAAGCAUUUCUGUAUUGUUUGUGCAGACUUAUAAACAAGAGGAUUUUCUGGGCCUCUUAGGUAUCAAGUUCAGGCCAGGAUCUGUGGUGGUAGAAUUAACUUUGGCCUUCCGAGAGGGUACCACUGCCCACAACUUGGAGAGACAGCUUUAUCAGCUUGAAGCAGCAGCAGUCAAAUAUAACCUGACCAUCAGUGGAGUUAGUGUGCGUGAUGCAUCAUUUCCUUCCUCUGCCCAGUCUGGAUCUGGGGUGCCUGGCUGGGGCAUUGCCCUGCUGGUACUGGUCUGUGUUCUGGUUGCCCUGGCCAUCAUUUAUCUCAUUGCCCUGGUUGUGUGUCAGUGCAGACAAAAGAACUAUGGGCAGCUGGACCUCUUUCCAACCCAAGAUGCCUACCAUCCUAUGAGCGAGUACCCCACCUACCACACCCAUGGGCGCUAUGUGCCCCCUGGCAGUACCAAACGGAGCCCCUUUGAGGAGGUUUCUGCAGGCAAUGGUGGCAGCACUCUCUCUUACGCGAACCUGGCAGCCGCUUCCGCCAACCUGUAGGGGCACGUUGCCUGCUGAGCAGCCAGCCAGCGCCGACUGCCUCCCUGGGUUUCUUCACUGCUGCAGCACCCCCCCCCCCCUUGCCCCCAACUCUGUUCUGGGCUGGUGAGCUGGGCAUUCAGGUGGGCUGCCCACAGUCUCCCUCACAGGCCCCACCAAGUCCCCUAACCCAUCUUAGCCCUGGCGAAGCCCAUCCGAGCCCCUGGGGACAAGCCUGAGGCAGUGGCUCCCAGGAGGACUGGCGGGGACAGCUCGGAGAUGGGAGUGGGAACCUAAACAUGGCUGAAUAAAACUCGGGCCUCCUCUUCGCUGACCGCCAA